This is a messenger RNA of Brassica napus (rape), 1256 nucleotides long. RefSeq lists its product as uncharacterized. NCBI's taxonomy places the organism in Eukaryota, Viridiplantae, Streptophyta, Magnoliopsida, Brassicales, Brassicaceae. The record is from RefSeq and is a predicted model, not a curated record. The transcript has 8 exons. The coding region runs from base 213 to 1001 and encodes 262 amino acids.
AUAUAUAUAAUCAUCUUGAUAUGGCCUAUAGAUCUUUUAUCCAAUGAUAAUUUGACACGUAUACAGAGACAGAAACCUUUAGGCAUCGUAACAAUAACCGGUUCAAAUAGAUCUACUGUUUCUGCCUAAAAGGUACUAACAAGUUGACUCAGUAAUCUCUGGUUUCACUCGUCGUCGGAUAAAAAAAAAAGAAGAGCAUUUCCCUUAAAUCGAUGGCGACUGAAAAUCCUAUUACUACGGAGACCGUUGCUCUCACCGAGAAGAAAAUGGACAUGUCUUUAGAUGCUAUUAUCAAGAUGUCAAAGAGCAACACCAAUGUCAAUAAAGGCAAGAAACUGAGAGCAUCCAAUAAAAAGGAGAAGUUUAAUGGUGCGGCCAAAAACAGUACGGUAAAAGCUCAGCUUUAUAUGGACUCACGGUCUGAUGUUAGACAGGGUGCUUUUGCAAAGAGAAGGUCUAAUUUCCAAGGAAACCACUUUCCUGUUACAACAGCUGUUGCUCGUAAUGUUGCUUCUGGUGCUCCAAUCCGUGGUAGACCUUAUAACGCUGGAAGGAUGGCUAAUACGAAUCAAUCAAGGUCUAGACUGCUUGAUAAUUCUCUGAUCGUUUGCUUAAUAACAUGGGCUCCCUCUAUGCUUGUGUCUGAGUUGAGUCUAAGGGGGUAUUUGGAUUGGAGGCGUAGUCAGAGAUUAGUGUGUUGGUGGUACUUAUUAGAUUUGAGGUUCCUUACUCCACCAGCUCAGUAUGGAUCUGCACCAAGAGGGUUUGUCUCAAAGCAGCAGCAGCAAUGGGAGAAGAUAGAGCAAAAGCAAGCAAAUGGAGGAGGAGGGCAGAGGCAAGGGCCUCAGACGCUGGACUCUCGGUUUGCAAACAUGAAAGAAGAGAGGAUGAGAAUGAGAAGGUUUAUAGAAAAGGGAAGCAAUGUAGGCAACAAUGGUGUUGGACUGCAGUACCAGCAGCAGCAGCAAUGGGGAAGAAGAGCCACAAGAUUCCCCAACUGAUUUAUGUGAUCCGCAGAACAAUGGCGUUACUAUUAAUGCAGAUUGGUUUGGAUUCAAUGUUUGAAGUGUACAACAUUCAUUUAUGAAUCUUUCUCUUCUUGGAGUCUAGCAGAAGAGGAAAUAUUGAAUCUUUGGUUGUAAUUGGUGUGUUCUUUUGGUCAGGGCGGGAUAUGGACAUUGAUCAUUUUGCCCUCUCAUCUCUUAAGCUUGCACAGAAAUGUAAUCACAUGAAAUGAAAGAUUUCCCCUUGUAGUA